This is a messenger RNA of Emys orbicularis (European pond turtle), 1698 nucleotides long. Its product is annotated as butyrophilin subfamily 1 member A1-like. Gene Ontology annotation, cellular component: external side of plasma membrane. Lineage: Eukaryota; Metazoa; Chordata; Testudines; Emydidae. The transcript has 12 exons. Gene Ontology annotation, molecular function: signaling receptor binding. The record is from RefSeq and is a predicted model, not a curated record. Gene Ontology annotation, biological process: regulation of cytokine production; T cell receptor signaling pathway. Bases 1 to 1698 code for a protein of 565 amino acids.
AUGAGGAUUUUAGAAAACCUGGGAACACCAGAGAGAGCUCAAAACUGUUCCAAUGAUUAUUUCCAGGAUGUAUCAGAUCAAGUUACGGUGAAGAUGAAGGUUCUUUCAUUCUGCAACAGCUCCCGAGCCAGCUCCACUCUCCCUGGGUUUAUUAUUUUCUUCCUUACUUGUUAUGUUCACAGGUUGGAAUCAGCAAAGUUCGCAGUGAUUGGACCCCGUGACCCUGUCACUGCCAUCCUGGGUCAGGAAACUGUGUUACCCUGUCACCUGUCCCCCAGCAUGAGCGCUGCAAACAUGGAGGUGAGAUGGUUCCGCUCAGAGUUUCUAUCCUUUGUGCACCUGUAUCGUGAUGGGAUGGAUCAAUAUGAAGGGCAGAUGCCAGAGUAUCAGGGAAGGACAGAGCUUUUGAAAGCUGGACUCACAGAUGGAAAUGUUCCCUUGAGGAUUCUCAAUAUCAGACGUGCUGAUGAAGGACUAUACCUCUGUUUUGUUCAAGACGAUACUAUUUAUGGAGAAACUGCAUUGGAACUGCGGGUAGCAGGUCUGGGCUCUGCUCCUCUUAUCUCUGUGGAGGGUCACCAAGAUGGAGGGAUUCGGGUGAUUUGUCAAUCAGCUGGUUGGUACCCAGAGCCUGAAAUGCUGUGGAAAGAUCUCAAUGGGCAACAUUUACCAUCACUCUCUGAAACAACAUCCCAAGGGGAUAACGGCCUGUUUGAAACAGAAACUGCUCUCAUUGUAAAAGAACAUUCAAACCAAAACUUGUCUUGUUGCCUCAGGAACACCGUUCUCAAUCAAGAAAAGGAAUCAGCAGUUUAUAUAGCAGAUUCCUUUUUCCCAAGGGUGAAUCCCUGGAUGGUGGCUCUGAGUGUGAUCCUGGUGCUUUUGUUUGGUUUCAUUGGCCUCACUGUUUAUCUCUUUAAAAUGAAAGAGAAACUUACUGAAGAAGUUGGGAAACUUACUGAAGAAGUUGGCAAAAGAGAUACCAAAAUUGGCAAACGAGAUAUAGAAAUUGAGAAACGAGAUAACGAGAUAAGUAAGUAUCAUUAUUCUUCCUCUGAAAAGAAACUUUUUUGUAUUAGUUUGUACAAUAUUGAAUCAUGCAAUACAUGUUCAGAUCUGCUCUCCUCUCUAAUUAUGUGGCUGGUUUUAGGGUGGAGAAGAUCUGUGGCACCUAUAGAAGAAGUGACUGUGACUCUGGAUCCAGACACGGCUCAUCCCAACCUCGUCCUGUCUGAGGAUCAGAAAACUGUGAGACGGGAAAACACAGAGCAGUAUCUGCCUGACAAUCCUGAGAGAUUUGACACUGCACACUGUGUGCUGGGCUGUGAGGGAUUCACCUCGGGGAGACAUUGCUGGGAGGUGGAGGUGGGGGAUGGGGAAGGCUGGGCUGUGGGGGUGGCCAGAGAGUCUGUGGGGAGGAAGGGAUGGAUCAGCCUUAGCCCUGAGGGGGGGAUCUGGGCUGUCGGGUGGUGGGGGGGUCGGUUCUGGGCUCUCACCUCCCCUGAGACCCCCCUGCCCCUGAGCCGGGCCCCCAGCAGGAUCCGGGUUUGUCUGGACUGUGACCGGGGGCAGGUGACACUUAUCGAUGCUGGUGACGAGGCCCCGAUCUUCACUUUCCCGCCGGGCUCCGUCCCUGGGGAGAGAAUCCGACCCUGGCUCUGGGUGUGGCUGGGAUCCUGGCUCAGACUGUGUCCCUGA